Messenger RNA from Daphnia pulicaria, 925 nucleotides. Its product is annotated as E3 ubiquitin-protein ligase PPP1R11-like. Bases 221 to 520 code for a protein of 99 amino acids. The record is from RefSeq and is a predicted model, not a curated record. Gene Ontology annotation, molecular function: protein serine/threonine phosphatase inhibitor activity; protein phosphatase 1 binding. Gene Ontology annotation, cellular component: nucleus. The transcript has 3 exons. Lineage: Eukaryota; Metazoa; Arthropoda; Branchiopoda; Diplostraca; Daphniidae.
UUUUAAUCUAACAACAUUUCGCGCCAACUCUUGACGACGUGAUGUCGGCUGCUUUUCGAAGCGAUCCAAGUGGUGAGGCAAUUGAUAUUUUCAACGUCUCUCGUCGUUUCGUGCUAUAAAUUCGGUCAUUCCUUUAAAUCGUUAAAGAAUCUAGAAAGAAUUAAACGAUAAAGUUACGAGUUUAUAAAUUUUGCGUUUACAUUAAAUUGAAUAACAGAUUAUGGCAAUGGCUUCACGAAGCACAGAGGAAACACAGACAUCCAUACAAACAGAAACCACAUCUGAAAAACAGGAGGAAUCGACAGUGGUUCUAACUUUGAAGAAACCCCAGACGUCCAAGAAAGUGGGUUGGUCGCAGGACACGGUCGAUAACGAACAUCUAGGACGGAAGAAAUCUAAAUGUUGCUGUGUGUAUAAAAAGCCACACAAGUUUGGGGAGAGUUCUUCGGAGUCUGAAGAAGACGAGUGUGAUCACUGCAGUGGCCAUGUGGAGCACAAAAACUCCAAAGAAGCCACAUAACCGCUUUUUUCACACUUCCGAUCUCUCCUCAUGAUGCUCUUCAGUCUUCAACUUGUCUGCCUCUUGUCGACCAUCUCGUUGUGCCGUACAGUCACCUCCUACAUCAAGUAUACAUAAAUGCAAUUGAUUGUGGAAAAUGUAUUCAAUAUCAGUUAAUCCAAAAUAUUUUGAAGCUACAUUUUCUACUUACAAGCGCACCAAAUUUCUUUCUCAUUUUUCUCUCGUUUUGCUUAAUUCUGUCCAUAAUGUCAUCUUAAAUGUACAGUAAAAAUGUAAUUUUAAGACUCUUAUUCCAUCGGGUCGGUCCAAAUCCUACAGACUGCUAAGUUCUGCUCUUUUUUUUACAUUUACUGAAUAAACAAAUGCCCUGUCAUGAAGUAUGGACGAACGGGAAUUUGCCAAUAA